Stylonychia lemnae is the source of this 534-nucleotide messenger RNA. The record is from the annotation of a GenBank genome assembly. Lineage: Eukaryota; Ciliophora; Spirotrichea; Sporadotrichida; Oxytrichidae.
AUGUCAGAAGAAGUAAAGAUAGAUACAAAUCUCUAUUCAAGACAAAUUGGAACCUUUGGAAUGGAAACCAUGGGGAAACUAAUUAAGAUGAAUGUGCUUAUUGUUGGAUGCAGAGGACUGGGAGUUGAAAUCGCAAAGAACCUAAUUUUAGCUGGACCAGCUUCAGUUACCAUUUAUGAUCCUAAUCUCGUACAAUGGGGAGACUUAGCAAGCAAUUUCUACUGCAGAGAAGAACACGUUGGUAAGGUCUCUAGAGUUGAAGCCUCAAUUUCAAAGUUGCAAGAAUUGAACCCAUAUGUCAAGGUAUAAUCAAUUCAAACUCUUACUCUUGAAGAACACGGUAGUUACAAUGUUGUCGCUUACACUGAGACAUUUGAAAACAUCGACAAAGUAAUUGAAGCCAAUGAAUUCUGCAGAGCCAGAUCUAUCGGAUUCAUUUACAGUGGUCUCUUUGGGCCAAGUGGUUUCACUUUCUUGGAUUAUGGAAAUGACUAAUGCAACUCAAACUAACCCAAUAAUUGUCACAGUCCAUGA